Messenger RNA from Plectropomus leopardus (leopard coralgrouper), 1177 nucleotides. Its product is annotated as cathepsin Z-like. Lineage: Eukaryota; Metazoa; Chordata; Actinopteri; Perciformes; Serranidae. The record is from RefSeq and is a predicted model, not a curated record. Gene Ontology annotation, molecular function: cysteine-type peptidase activity. Gene Ontology annotation, biological process: proteolysis.
UUACCACAUCAAAUUGAUGUUAAGUCUGUUUGGUGCUCUGUGGCUCAACAUGUGUCGGUUUGGCAUUUUUAAUUUCAUGCUCUUGACACUUGCUGUUUCAGCAAAACACUUUUUUAGGGAGAGGUCAAGCUGUUACAAGCCGGUGCCAAGGAAACCUGGUUUUGGGGUGAGAACUGCAGCUCGUCCUCAUGAACUUCUAAACCUCGCUGAGCUGCCAAAGUCUUGGGACUGGAGGAACGUCAACGGCAUCAACUACGCCUCUACGACUCGUAACCAGCACAUCCCUCAGUACUGCGGCUCCUGCUGGGCUCAUGGCAGCACCAGUGCAAUGGCAGAUCGCAUCAACAUCCGGAGGAAAGGAGUGUGGCCAUCUGCUUAUCUGUCCGUCCAACACGUGGUGGACUGCUCUGACUCGGGCACCUGUCACGGAGGCGACCACCGAGGAGUGUGGGAGUAUGCCCACAAACAUGGCAUCCCUGAUGAGACCUGCAACAACUACCAGGCAAUUGACCAAAAAUGCAAACCAUUCAAUGCAUGUGGGACUUGCAUGACUUUCGGGCAGUGCUUCUCUGUGCAGAAUUACACUCUAUGGAAAGUAGGGGACUAUGGAGCUAUUAGUGGACGGGAAGACAUGAUGGCAGAAAUCUACACUGGAGGACCAAUCAGCUGUGGAAUCAUGGCCACAGAGAAACUCGACGCGUACACCGGGGGGCCGUACUGGGAGUACGUCGAGUCACCGUCCAUCAACCACAUUGUGACAGUAGCAGGCUGGGUGGUAGAAAACGGCACUGAAUACUGGAUAGUCCGCAACUCCUGGGGAGAACCAUGGGGUGAGAAAGGCUGGUUUAAGAUUGUGACAAGUGCCUACAAAGGAGGAAGCGGGAGCAAGUACAAUCUGGCUUUGGAGGAAGACUGCAUGUAUGGUGAUGUGAUUGUACCCUCAACCUACCUAUAGAAAUCAAGUACUGUGUGUAAUUAUAUUUGACCCAAUUUAUAAAUCGACCAUAAUUUAGAUGCACAGUACACUGACUGUUUUACAUAAGAGUUCACAACUAAGACGUCAGUGCUCACUCGGCUCAAAGACUUUGUCUGUUGGCCCAAUUUGCACCCACUCAAUUCAACUAGAAUUGGUCAAUUUUUCAAGCCAGUGAAAUAAAAUAACUGUAAACUCUUUAAA